AUGAGCGGGCAACUUAAUGUUGCCGAGGAUUCUGUCCUACUUGAUGAUAUUUCAAUAAGUUCCAUACAACCUAUUGUUUCUGAUGUUCCUGCAGCAGAGGAUGUCGGUGAUGAGGACCACAUAUCAGGGGCCAGUAUUGCUGAGAACCGCCCCAAAGAUCCCACACUAGUUAAAUAUCAUGCUGCGUGUCAGAGAGGUGAUUUAAAGACGGUGAAGGACAUGAUAGAAGCUGGAGUGAUCGAUGUGAAAGCGGACUGGGACGAGGAAGAGCAAGUAUCCGGGCUACAUUGGGCGAGUGCAAAUAACAGGUUGAAUUUAGUGCGCUACUUGAUUGCCCAGGGGGCAGAUGUCAAUAUCAAGGGCGGUGAUCUGGAGGCUACACCCCUCCAUUGGGCUUCGAAGUCGGGCUAUGUAUACAUCGUGCACUGCCUUUUAGAGCACGGCGCAGACCCACUGAUAACUGACAGACAAGGUUACAACCUUCUUCACACAUCGACGUUUUCCUCUGAGGUAAUGUUGAUUACCUACGUGCUGUUCACAGGACAGAUUCCAGUGGAUAGCCCAGAUCCGACUGGGAAGACCGCUUUACAUUGGGCUGCGUAUCAGGGGGACCCUAACACCGUAGAAGCGCUAUUAAAGUUUGAUGCUGACGUGCGAGUAGUUGAUACGGGUGGAUUUACUCCCCUACAUUGGGCUACAGUGAAAGGUCAUCCGCAUGUACUAAAAGCGCUGAUUGAGCAUGGCAGCGAUGUAUUCCUCAAGAACAAUGACGGUAAAAACGCCUUGAUGAUUGCCCAGGAGAUGAACACACAGAAAGCCCUUCAGAAUGCUCUGUAUGAGUGUGGAUUUAAUAAAGACGGGUUUGCCAUAAGGAAAUAUUUUAAGAACCCCAUGCAUGCGAAAAUGGUUACUUUUUUUACGCCUUGGCUCAUCCUUGGGCUCAUAUUAUCCUUUUUUGCCUACUUUUCCAUUUUGCUUGCGAUCUUGGGGUGCUUGUUAACGGUCCUGGCGGCAGGGUAUGGCUUAUACAACUUUGUUUUCCCUUCCUUCAUCUUGAUGAAACGGAUUGUUAUCUUUAAAACACCAUUACUAGCAGGUAUUCUCAGCGGGACAAUAUUUUGGCUAUUAUAUGUAUGGCUAUUCAAGAUGCUACCGGCAACUUUCGAUGACGAGCCAAUUCUAAACUUGACGGUUUUCGCUCUUUUCGCAGGCGUUGUGUUUUUGUUAACCAAGCUACUCCAGUCAGACCCCGGGUACAUCGUCCCUGCUACGGAUCAUAACCAAAUCCGCGCGACUAUUAUUGAGCUACUAAGGGUCGGCAAAUAUGACUCGAAGCACUUCUGCAUACAUUCGUGGAUCCGUCUUCCAUUGCGCGCUAAGUACAAGCGAUUUGUUCACAGCGUUAUCCUGCGCUAUGACCAUUACUGCCCAUGGAUAUACAACUACAUCGGUUUCCGGAACCAUAAAAUAUUCAUUUACUUUAUUUUACUGUUAGACUUGGGUAUCUUGGCCCUAGCCAAGUUGUGCCUGGAAUACUUUGACGAGCUGAAGGAUCACGCCAAGAACAAAGAUGCCCUCAAAUGUUCCAUUUUGAGUAAAGAUCUCUGUGCCGGAUUUACAUACGACCCCUUCACGCUCUUUCUGCUAGAAUGGGUCUGCGUUCAGGGGAUGUGGAUCCUGGCGCUGAGCUUCGUCCAGUUUUUCGAAUGUCUAAAGGGCGUUACAGAGCAUGAAUUCGCCCAUUGGCAACGCCGAAAUAGAGGCGUAGUCGGGCGGGAGCAUGUGUUUAACACCGCCCCUGAAGAGCUCAUGGAAGAAGACCCUGAGGAAGAACGGAACAAACUACGUUCUUUGGGUGCCGCCGGCCAGCGCCAUUGUUGCUCUACCCUAACUACUGCCACCGGAUUUGACCGUUUUCUCAGCGUCAUCGGCUCCUCCUUGGGCAGACAGCCUCGCACCACGCAUAACCCCAUCAACUACCCAAUUGAAACAGACUACGGCUGGAAGCAGAACCUGAAGGAUUUCUGGCUCACAAGUGAUAUCUCCGCCCCUAUGUGGCGGCGCAUCCUACUACCACCUGUCGGUACGCGUGGCUUACUAAAUGGUCAGGAGGUCGACUAUCAAAAACUUUACAACCUACCAGAGCGCGUUAUCUCGAUCGAGGAGAUCGUCUAA
Eremothecium gossypii ATCC 10895 is the source of this 2175-nucleotide messenger RNA. Its product is annotated as ankyrin repeat domain-containing DHHC palmitoyltransferase family protein. Gene Ontology annotation, molecular function: protein binding; palmitoyltransferase activity. The record is from RefSeq and is marked provisional. Lineage: Eukaryota; Fungi; Ascomycota; Saccharomycetes; Saccharomycetales; Saccharomycetaceae. The coding region runs from base 1 to 2175 and encodes 724 amino acids. Gene Ontology annotation, cellular component: Golgi membrane. Gene Ontology annotation, biological process: protein palmitoylation. The transcript has a single exon.